GAGGACGGUACGAAUGGGCUGGGUCCGGGACGGUGUGUCGGGAUUCAGGGGACUCGCGGCGAGGGCGUGAACGAGGGGAGGGGACCCGCGAAGGGCAUGGCUGUCUCCGUAAGCUCCAACCUCGAGGGGUGGACCUCUAGGACCGGCACCGCUGCUACGCAUGCGUUAGGUUUCCGGCGACACUCCUGAGUUCCGGGGUUCGGGUGGGCAUGAUUGACAACUCCUGUGUCCCCAGAAUCCUGCAGAAGGACAGCGCCAUGUCCACGUUCAGGCAGGAGGACGUUGAGGACCAUUAUGAGAUGGGAGAGGAGCUUGGCAGCGGCCAGUUCGCCAUCGUGCGCAAGUGCCAGCAGAAGGGCACCGGCAUGGAGUACGCGGCCAAGUUCAUAAAGAAGCGGCGCCUGCCGUCCAGCCGGCGCGGUGUGAGCCGUGAGGAGAUCGAGCGCGAGGUGAGCAUCCUGCGCGAGAUCCGCCACCCCAACAUCAUCACGCUGCACGAUGUGUUCGAGAACAAGACAGAUGUGGUGCUGAUCUUGGAGCUGGUGUCCGGCGGCGAACUUUUCGACUUUCUGGCUGAGAAGGAGUCACUGACAGAGGAUGAGGCCACGCAGUUCCUCAAGCAGAUCCUGGACGGUGUCCACUACCUGCACUCCAAGCGCAUCGCGCACUUUGACCUGAAGCCGGAGAACAUCAUGUUGCUGGACAAGCAUGCAGCCAGCCCACGCAUUAAGCUCAUCGACUUUGGCAUCGCGCACAGGAUCGAGGCCGGUAGCGAGUUCAAGAACAUCUUUGGCACGCCAGAGUUCGUCGCCCCUGAGAUUGUAAACUAUGAACCACUUGGCUUGGAAGCUGAUAUGUGGAGCAUCGGCGUCAUCACCUACAUCCUCCUGAGCGGGGCGUCCCCAUUCCUGGGGGAGACCAAGCAGGAAACGCUGACAAACAUCUCGGCUGUGAACUAUGACUUUGAUGAAGAGUACUUCAGCAGCACCAGUGAACUGGCCAAGGACUUCAUCCGAAGGCUGCUGGUCAAAGAUCCCAAGAGGAGGAUGACCAUCGCACAGAGCCUGGAGCAUUCCUGGAUCAAGGUUCGCCGGCGUGAGGACGGCGCCCGGAAGCCAGAGCGACGCCGACUGCGCGCGGCGCGCCUGCGCGAGUACAGUCUCAAGUCGCACUCAAGCAUGCCGCGAAACACGAGCUACGCCAGCUUCGAGCGCUUCUCGCGCGUGCUGGAGGACGUGGCGGCGGCGGAGCAGGGGCUGCGCGAGCUGCAGCGGGGCCGGCGGCAGUGCCGGGAGCGCGUGUGCGCGCUGCGCGUGGCUGCGGAACAGCGGGAGGCGCGCUGCCGCGACGGGAGCGCCGGGCUAGGCCGCGACCUGCGACGCCUGCGCACGGAGCUGGGUCGCACCGAGGCUCUGCGCACGCGCGCGCAGGAGGAGGCACGGGCAGCGCUCUUGGGCGCUGGUGGCCUGAAACGUCGCCUGUGUCGCCUUGAGAACCGCUACGACGCGCUAGCCGCACAGGUGGCUGCUGAGGUGCAGUUCGUGCGCGAUCUGGUACGCGCGCUGGAGCAGGAGCGGCUGCAGGCCGAGUGCGGCGUGCGCUAGGCUGCGACACCCCCAGAUCUCGGCCCAUCCCCAGAAUAAAGCUACUUUCCACGCA
Molecule: messenger RNA, 1659 nt
Organism: Rattus norvegicus (Norway rat)
Lineage: Eukaryota; Metazoa; Chordata; Mammalia; Rodentia; Muridae
Gene: Dapk3
Product: death-associated protein kinase 3
Biological process (GO): intracellular signal transduction; apoptotic process
Cellular component (GO): midbody; microtubule organizing center; nucleus
Molecular function (GO): protein serine/threonine kinase activity; ATP binding; protein serine kinase activity
Source: RefSeq, a predicted model, not a curated record